Molecule: messenger RNA, 3349 nt
Organism: Dendrobium catenatum
Lineage: Eukaryota; Viridiplantae; Streptophyta; Magnoliopsida; Asparagales; Orchidaceae
Exons: 8
Coding region: 153-3023 (956 amino acids)
Cellular component (GO): nucleus
Molecular function (GO): zinc ion binding
Source: RefSeq, a predicted model, not a curated record
CGGUGCUGCCCUUGAUUUCAGAAACCCACACGCCUUCGAUGUUAGAACAGUUUCCUUCUCAGAUUUUUUUUUCGUAAUUCAAUAUUUUCUCUUGCUUUGAUCUCCUCGAUUCUCGCUAUAGAGAGGAGAGCAUUACAGGGAUAGGGUGAAAGAUGAAGGAAGAGGUCAUAAGUUCUGGAACGGUGGAAGCCGUGGCGCUCGCCAGAUCUUCUUCUCCUCCGACUCCAGCUGCAAAUUCUGCUGCUGCAUCUUCACAUGUUGCACCUAUAAAUGCUGGAAGCACAGAUUGGUUAGGCAGUGCACAUGGCUCCAAAGCGGGUUCUCUAUCAUCAGCUGCUGCACAAGCUCCCUGGACUUCCUUGAGCAACAAUUUUGGUAAUUCUUCACCAGGAUCCCUCGAAAUAUUAUGUAGACCAUGGGAAAGGGGGGAUUUACUACGGAGACUAGCUACAUUUGAGCCAUCAAAUUGGUUUGCAAAACCAAAGGGCGCAAGUUCUCUUUCCUGUGCUCGAAGGGGUUGGGUCAACGUCGGAAAUGGCAAAAUUGAAUGUGAAUUAUGUGGCUCAUUCCUGACAUUCACUAAAUCAGUCUCACGGACAAUUGAUGGAGUUGGUCAUGAUGGAGAAGCCUUUACUGAGAAGCUUGAUUCUGGUCACAAAGUCACAUGCCCUUGGAAAGGAAAUUGCUGUGCUGACAGUCUGGUGCAGUUUCCUCCAACUCCUGCAUCAGCGCUUAUUGGAAGUUACAAGGACCGGUGUGAUGGACUCCUGCAAUUCCCCUGUCUGCCACUAAUAGCUUCGUCUGCAAUUGAGACCAUGAAACUGUCAAGAUGUGCACAGAUUGAGCGCAUCCUAUCACAGUCUCUAUUUUCAACUGGAGAGAUGGGAUUUAAAACUGAUAGCAUGCCCAUACCUGAAAUAUCUCGAGAGGAUCCCUUCUUCCAUCAUACUCAGGCCCAGAAGCUUAUCAGUCUUUGUGGUUGGGAGCCUAGAUGGCUUCCAAAUGUGCAAGAUUGUGAAGAGUAUUCAGCUCAAUCUGCUAGAAAUGGAUGCUCAUUUGGUCCUAAUGAAGAUGGAUAUCCCUAUUCACGUUGUCCUGAACCAACCAAACAUGCACUUUCCGCAUCAGCAGAACAGAAACGAGGAAAAGAAAAGCUAGUUGAAGAAUCAUGGUGUGAUAUGAGAUCUCCUUUAUUAGAUUGUAGCCUAUGUGGUGCCACCAUCAGAGUUUGCGACUUCUUGACAGUUCCUCAGCAGGCACCUCCUGGCUCCAACAACAUUAAUAAUACAGAUAAUUGCAAAAAAAUAACCCCAACACAUGGAACUAGUGCUGCUAGUGGAAUUAACGGGGGGAUUGGUGUAGGUGGAAUGGAGAGGGAUCAGAUGGAGGACCGCGAUGAAGCAGCUACCACUGAUGAGAAGAAAUCACCUUCUAAUGCUGUCGUGAAUUUGAAUCUUAACGCCGCUGAUGGAUUCCCAUCUACCAUGCCUGCUGAGGGUUAUCCUUUAGAUGAUAGUCGUAUGGGCAUAGAUCUUACACUUGGUCAACCUGCUGGAAGUGAGGUUGGUGAUCGUGCUGCUUCGUUUGAAUCAAGGGGUCCUAGCAGUAGGAAGCGUAGCUUAGAGGAUGGAGGGAGCACAGUUGAUAGGCCACAAGAUAGGAUACAGCAGGCUGACAGCAUAGAAGGAACUGUUGUUAACCGUGAUGAUGAUGAAGUUGAUGGAGGCACACAUGAAUCUGAUGGUCUUUCUAAGCGUGCCCGCCGGCUAGAUGUCUUCCAUUCCCAGGAUUUAUCAAACAAGUUGAACUCGUCGGGUGCUGGACCCAGUCACGGUUAUCUUGAUUUAACAAUCAAUCGUCUGAACUCCUUCAAAGAUGGAAGUGAUAUAGCUGUUGGUCAUCCAAACACUAGAAAUUCUGCUCAUGCAUCAUCUGUUGUUGCAAUGGAUACCAUCUGCCGUAGCGAUGAUGAAGACUCUAUGGAAAGCGUUGAAAAUUGUCCUGGAGAUGUUGAUUACGUUAAUUUUAAUUACACAAAUGGUGCGUCAGAAUUUGACAAUAGUAAUCUCGCGCAACAGAGCACCUGCUUACCUCAUGGUGCUGGAAGUGUUGCCAGAGAAAUGGGUGGAAGCAGUACGAUAGAAGGUGAGGAAGUACUCAAUGCAGAAACUUUCACUGUUAGUGCUAGGGAUAGGUUUAGUUUAGGGAUCAGUGCAGGUAGUGUCGGUGUGGGUGCCAGUCAUGAAGCUGAAAUUCAUGGGAUUGAUAUUUCUCUGCGCCGAACUUACAGUGCUGUUGGUGAGGUAGGGUUGAUAGCAGAAGUAACUGAAAAUAUGGGCCAAAGUGGUGAAUCUGCUCCAGGACCGGGACUAAUGGAUGAGUUUGUUCCUGAUGAAAUUCUCAGGGAGGGUCCUCACAGUGAUAUGCAAGAUACGAUUUCUAGAUCUGUAGAAAAGGCUGAUAGUGGCUCAAAGGUGUAUGGUUCCAUUAAGGCUGACUCUAUUGAAAGUGGGGAAAAGAUGAGCCAUACGUUGGGUCAUGAAAGCAGUGCCCAUCCUUCACUCUCCUGCAAUGCAAUGAUAUGUUCUGUUAAUGAAAUAUCCAGGGGGGAGGUGAUGCAGACUGGAAAAGAAACAAUUACUUAUGAUUGUGCUCUGGUUUCUGAUAAUGUCAUGGGCAUUAGCUCAGGACCUCAAAAUGAAGAAAAUAACUACAGACAAGAAGCUGGUGAAUUUGAUCCCAUUAAACACCACAAUAUCUAUUGUCCGUGGGUGAAUGGAAAUGUUGCAGCUGCUGGUUUUAGUUCUGACUUUGCCACCGACUCAAGUGGUACUGCAGCCCUUAGUGGUUGGCAACUCACAUUAGAUGCCCUGGAUGCAUUCCAAACUCUUGGUCAGAUUCCUAAUCAGAUGAUGCGGUCCGAAUCUGCAGCUUCUUUAUAUAAGGAUGAUCAUUUAACUCCUGGCCAGAAAAUUUUGACCCGACAAUCUGUGAGCAAAAGCAGGAGGAAACGGUUUGACUGAAUUCAUGUAAUAGUUUUUGGCCGGUUUACAGUCAUAAAAUGCCCAACGGCAAGCUAGAAGAGCCAAGCUCGUAUGCUUUGUGGUUGAAUAUUCCAUUCAAAUUAUUGUGCUUUUGUUAUGUUGUAUGUAAUGCUAGAAAGCUAAAACAUAAAAUUUCAGCAUGUUGUACUUCAUUAUGCAUGCACUUGAAGAGAGAUUACUUUCUAUUUUUUAUUUUAGUGCAACUAAAUUGUAUUUUAUUCCAUCUUGAAUCAUAAUUUUGUUGACUUUGGAUGCAAUAGUUGGCCAUUAUAAAUUUCAAAUGAGUUUGAUGGUUUUACCCUGUA